GACAGACAUUAUGAUGAUACAGGAAUGGUACUUGAAAGUCAUAAUGGUGAUUCUGUAUGGAAUUUCCAUGUCUGGAAUGACUGUUGGAUGGCAAGACCUGAUUUGCCACCUGGAUAUGGUGGAUGGCAAGCAUUGGAUGCUACCCCACAAGAGAGGAGUGAAGGAGUGUAUUGGACAGGCCCUGCACCAUUGGCAGCUGUAAAACAAGGACAUGUAUACUAUGGUUAUGACACUGGAUUCGUAUUUGCUGAAGUCAACGCUGACAGGAUUGACUGGGAAUGCACUACGUUUAAAGGGUUUGUUACCAAGAUGAAAGCCAGGAAUGUUCAAAAGUCAGCCGUGGGUAAAUUUAUCAGUACCAAAGCUGUAAUUGGAAAUGAUAGAGAAGAUAUCACACAUUUAUAUAAAUUUAGUGAAGAUUCGGAGGAGAACCGAAUGGCUGUUGCAUGCGCCAUUGAACAUGGAAGUCGUCCAAAUACAUAUGAUACUGAUGAUGGCCCAGAUGAUGUACAAUUUGAGAUUGAAACUGAUGACAUGGUAACUGUGGGAGAUGAUUAUGACGUCAGAAUUAAAGUGGUAAAUAAAAGUAAUGAGAAGAGAACGGUUGAUGUGUACAUCGCUAGUCAUGUGUGCCACUACACCGGCAUUCCCGUCAAAAACAGUAAAUGCAAAGAUCAGCAUAUUGACUUGGUUUUAGAACCAAACUCGUCAUCUGAAGCUGUUAAAAGAGUAGUAUGUUCUGACUACCUUGGUAAACUAGCUGACCAAUCAGCAAUGAAAAUAUAUGCAAUGGGUAAAGUGAGAGAAACUAAACAGAUGUGGGCGGAUCAAGAUGAUUUCCGUCUGCGUACACCCGAUCUUACAUUAGAGACUGAAGGUCCAUUACAAGUUGGUAAGGAAUUCACACUGAAAAUUUAUCUGAAAAAUCCUAUUCCCUCAACGUUAUCACAGUGUACAGUUAGUAUUGAAGGACCAGGUCUGCAAAAACCUAAAAAAGUCAGACACAACAAUAUUAUUCCACAUGGUGAUAUGAAGAUGGAAGUAAAAUUGACACCACGUAAAGCUGGAAACCGAGUAAUUAUGGCUUCAUUCGAUUCAAAGCAACUUGAUAAUAUCACUGGCUCACUGGACUUGAAAAUUGCACCUCGUGCUUAAGAAGCUACAACCCCUUUUUUACAUUCCGCUUGUGCCAAAGGUUGAAAGUCUAUAUUAUAGAUCU
Messenger RNA from Saccoglossus kowalevskii, 1219 nucleotides. Its product is annotated as protein-glutamine gamma-glutamyltransferase K-like. Gene Ontology annotation, biological process: peptide cross-linking. Lineage: Eukaryota; Metazoa; Hemichordata; Enteropneusta; Harrimaniidae. The record is from RefSeq and is a predicted model, not a curated record. Gene Ontology annotation, molecular function: protein-glutamine gamma-glutamyltransferase activity.